Messenger RNA from Anolis carolinensis (green anole), 3568 nucleotides. It is a transcript of the gene fadd, whose product is annotated as Fas associated via death domain. NCBI's taxonomy places the organism in Eukaryota, Metazoa, Chordata, Lepidosauria, Squamata, Anolidae. The record is from RefSeq and is a predicted model, not a curated record. Gene Ontology annotation, molecular function: protein binding. Gene Ontology annotation, biological process: signal transduction; regulation of apoptotic process. Bases 137 to 703 code for a protein of 188 amino acids. The transcript has 3 exons.
CCUUGCGCCUGAUGGCUUUUCCGAGGGAUUUCCGGAGAAAAACGAAGCAGUGGGUGGAGAGAGAAAGUGAGCCAGAGAGUCAGCCCGCGGAGCGUCCUGCUUCCUAGCGCAGACCAAGUUGCAACCAGGAAUUGCCAUGGAUCCAUUUUUGAACCUUCUGAAUUCAUUUUCAAGUUCCCUCUCACCAGAGGAACUGGCUACUCUCAAAUUUCUGUGUCAGGAAUAUAUUGGCAAAAGAAAGCUUCAGGCAGUGAAAAGCGGCAAUGAACUCUUCACUCAUCUGCUUGAGCAGGAAAAAAUUACAUGCAACAAUGUAGAGUUCUUAAGAUCCAUGUUAGAGACCUUGAAAAGAGAAGAUCUGCUAACACAGCUGGACCAGUUUCUUAAGGGUGCAGGUGGUGAUCCCGUUGGCCGUCUGGAUGUUCAAGGUAAUCUUGACAGAGCUUUUGAAAUCAUAUGCGAGAACGUUGGGAAAAACUGGAAAAUGCUUAUUCGAAAACUUGGAAUUUCAGAAGCCAAAAUAGAUAGAAUAGUAGCAGCUAAUCCCUACAACUUGGAAGAACAGUUGAUGAAGUCACUUUUAGAGUGGCGUAAAUUGAAAAAGGAAGAAGCCAGAGUUGAGGAUGUCAUCAAAGCCCUCAGGGACUGUCGCAUGAACCUCACCGCAGACUAUGUUGAAGAAGGUUUGCAACAGGGAAGUUGAAACUCAAAAAUCAGAGGAAGAAGAUCAUUAGUGUGAUAUUAAAAUUCAGUAUUCAUAUGAAAAAAAUUGUUUAAUUGUCAUGGAAGAUAUGAGAUACCAUUCACAGUACGGUAUUGCAUCUAAACUGGCGUGCUGUCUUAAUUCUGUGGAAAUGGCUGCUUAUGCAAUUUCAAAUCUUGUGCCUUACUCAGAGAUGAAGUCUAGGGGACGAUAGGGGCUAUCAAAUUCCAUUUUAAUGUCAGCAUUACUUAGGUGGGACCUUCUGCACCCUCACUUAGCUCAUGAUCUGAGGAGGAAAUUAAAGCUUUCCAAGACAAACAGGAUGUACCUGCAAUGUAGAAUCACUGCAGCCAUGGCAGAUUCCCUUGCCGUGGCUCAGUGCUAGGGAAUCCUGGGAUUUGCAUUUAGUGAGACAUCAUCACUCUUUGGCAAAGAAAGUCUUUGAGAAUGAUAACCUCCCAUGAUUCCAUAGCAUUGAGCCAUGGCACUUGAAGUGGUGCCAACCUGCAUUAAUUCCACAGUGUAGAUGCACCCGAAGAACAUGGUAGUAUACCAAUAACAGUCCUCCCCCCAUUCCCAGCUGUGCCAAAUCACGAAUUCCCACUCAUCAUAGGCUAUGGUGACAACAGUCAGUCUGCACCAGUUCAGGGAAGUAAAGAGCUGAAGCAUACUUAUGAUUUUCACCCAAACCUGGGAGAAUGUCCUUUCUAGACUAUACCACUUAGGGUGCACCUACACUGGAACUAAUGCAGUUUGGCACCACUUUAAUGUCAUGGUUCAGUACUGUGGAAUCCUGGGAGUUGUAGUUUUACAAGCGUGUUAGCAUUCUCUACCAAAGAACGCUGGUGGCUUACCAAACUGCAACUCCCAGGAUUCCAUAGCAUUAAGCCACUGCUGAUAAAGUGGUGUCAAACUGCAUUAAUACUGCAGUGUAAAAUCAGUCCCCCAGCCAUCAUGGCAAUUUUGCACAUACAUAACUAGAUCUGCCAUUGCUUGAGACCUUGUGGCCCAGCAAGAAUCUCAGAUGGACGAAAUCCCCUUAUGCCACACACAGGCAGCCUGCUCGUAAGCAUUGGUUUGAUUGUACAAUACUAAUAGAAAGUGCACAUUUCCUUUGACAUCAGGUUUGAUUUUAAGUAUGCUUUUUUAUUUUUCCAAUUUGCAUAUGGAGAUCAAAUUGUAAGUCAAGCGUAACAGUCACUAGAAAGGAAUUGGCAUAUGCCAAAUAAUAUUAAAACUAGCACUAUGUAGUUGGCAGGUUUUCUGCUAACUUCUCUGCAGCUGGCUUUGUUGUUAUGUAAAACCAACGUGUUAAUACUUGAAUUCAGCGGAUACAAGACUUUUCCAACUGAAGUGUCUUCCUAGACUCUGCCACAUUUUAAUUAUGGGAUUACUAAGCUGUGGAAAUUUCACAGGAAUGACAUGAAAUUCCCAAUUGCAGAGAAACUCUAUCAGGGACAACACACUCCAUAGCAUUUUCUUUGAUUCUAGAUACAGUUUGUAAUCAUUGAAAUGAAGAAUUAAGCAGAAGCAAGGAGUGAUCUGGGUAACUAAAGAUAGAUACUACAGAGAAGAAUGAGUAAAAUUAUGUCAAACAUUUUCUAAUAUUUAGGUGCCCAAUUUAAACACUUGAAAGAGGUUUUUAAAAAACCAACACUUUAUAUUGGUUUAAUGCAGAGAUUACAGAUAUGGAAUGUUUGCAAUUGUUAAUUUAAAAGAAACACACACCUUAAAUCAAAAAAGAGUGUAAAAUGUAUUGACUGUAAAAGAAAUUAAGGGAUCCUGAACUAACGGGGGAAAUCCAGCAUAAGCUUCCAGGGAUUCCACACCAUCAGAUAUGUCAUGGAUGAAAGCUUAUGCUAGAAAUGCAUUUUCCUCAGUUGGUCUCGGUGCUACUGGGAUCCUUUGUUUUGUUAUAUAUUUUUAUGCUGAAAGAUGAUCAUGUUUGAAUGACACUGAAAGUAGAUCAUCUUUAGCUUGGGGACCCUUUGCUUUAAAGCAAGUGUUUUGGCCUACAACUCCCAGAAAUCCCAGCCAGUUUAUCAGCUGUUAGGAUUUCUGUGAGUUGAAGACCAAAACAUCUGGGGACCUCAGGUUGAGAACCACUCCUUUAAAGUUUAAACCUUCAGUACAGUAGUAGCACAAACUGCUACAACUACAUUUAAGCAUGGCCAAAGAAGAGAUAAAUCAUUAAAGGUACAUGCCAACUACCCAUGUUGAGAGCAGAUUCAUACUUACUUGUGCCUGAGUUCUUCACAGUCACUUACAGUUCUAGAUAUUGCAACACAGAGAGAAAAAUGUUGUGAGAUAGAUUCAGUGAAUUCACAAGCACAGUUGUGAUGCUGGAAGGGGUUUUGACACGUAAUGAAAAGUUGUGCUCUCUACCAGCAUAUUUCACACAGAAUCUCUCUCACAGAAGCCUGUUUUCGUAAGUUGCAGCAUCUGGAAAUAAUUUCCUGCCAAUUUUUAUUCUAGAACUGCCACAUUAAAGCAAUGACUUCUUGUGUGGUUUAGGUGAACAUUUUACCCUUUAGCAUACAUUUGUAUAAUGAAUGACAGUGACCAGAAAUGACCCAUUUCUUCAACUGAAUUUUUUAAAUACCCCAAAUGUAUCCAAGAAACCUUUAGACAUUUGAGUUAGUUUCUCUAUUAUAGUCAAAUCUGUGUGGCAUCAAGCACUAUUGAAAUGAAACUUGUAAAAAUUAUUUUUCUUUCACUUUAAUGCAAAUUGCAUUUGAUAGUAAAAUAUUCUGAUAACCCUUUUUACUAUUGUGGCCCACUUUUAUUAGAAAUUACUAACUCAGUUUAAUAGUAAACAUUUGAUCAUGAAUAAAUAAUAAAAUAAAAGUAAAUACUUUGCAUGAA